AUGGAACAACCAUUUAGGAUCUUUAAUAAUCCAUUGUCUGAUGUUUUGGAUAAUAAUUAUGAAAAAAGGGAUAAAUGGAAAAAUAUACCCUACAAUGAGAAUAAAGGCCAGUAUAAUAAUAGACAAUGCAAUCAUCAUAAUGGUGAAAGAAGAACUAGCAAUGGAGGAAUUAUUGGUAACUGGAAUAAUAGAGAUAAGACCAACAAUGUAAGUAAUAAUAGAGGUAAGAAUGGCAAUAAUGGAAAUUAUGGCAACAAUGGCAAUGGAAACAAUGGAAAUGGAAAUAACAAUAAUCAAAAUGGUGGUGGAGGCAACAAUGGAAACAACAAUCCAUUUUGGGGUAGGGAUAAGGAUUCAUCUGAGGAUGAGAAGUCAUCAGAUGUACAAUGGAGGAGAGAGAGCCAGCAGUACAACGUACAACAAGUUUUCACUGAUGAUGAUGUGGACACCCUAGCCUUGAGGAGAUUGUUCCAUGAGAAAGAGCCAGUGCAUUCCUUGAGAAACUUAACAUAUGAAGAAAAUAAAGCUUACACUAUGGCAAUAAUAGCACAGGCAAAAAGCAAUUAUCAGCUAAGGAACAUAACAGUGAACCCAGAGCAAGGUAAGCCAUCCGGGAUAUUUUCAAAGGUUCCUAAAGCUAGUGGAAACAAAGACACCAUUACCAAUGAAGAAAAGGAAGGUGCAGUAGAAAAGGUCAAACAAAUAGAACCUCCUAAAUUGACAAAGCUGAUUGAAAGGAAACAAAUUAGUAAGCCACUUUCAAAUUGUGGAUCAUUUAUGUCUUAG
Molecule: messenger RNA, 786 nt
Organism: Cryptomeria japonica (Japanese cedar)
Lineage: Eukaryota; Viridiplantae; Streptophyta; Pinopsida; Cupressales; Cupressaceae
Exons: 2
Coding region: 1-786 (261 amino acids)
Source: RefSeq, a predicted model, not a curated record